CAAAAGUAAAGUUAAGCACUUAUUUUUAUACCACCCCUCUACAGUAGACAGUUUUGUUGACUGCCACGAUGAAAGCGUUGGUUUUGAUUUUUCUGUUUCAACUUUAUGGUGGAAGUUUGUGCCAGAAUGGAACAAGACCAAACAUUGUGAUGGUGAUGAGUGAUGCAUUUGAUGGGCGUUUGACUUUUGAUCCUGGUAGCAAAGUUGUGCAGUUGCCAUACAUAAACUACCUCAGAGAGCUUGGGACUACCUUCCUCAGCGCGUACACCAACUCUCCCAUCUGCUGCCCAUCAAGAGCAGCAAUGUGGAGCGGUCAGUUUGUUCACCUCACUCAGUCAUGGAACAACUACAAGUGCCUUGAUGCAAAUGCGACAACAUGGAUGGAUUUACUAGAGAAGAAUGGAUAUCAAACAAAGAUGAUGGGCAAGAAGGACUACACCUCAGGGAGUCACUCUGUCAGUAAUCGAGUUGAGGCAUGGACACGAGAUGUUCAGUUCCUCCUGCGCCAAGAGGGUCGGCCUGUGACGCAACUUGUUGGGAACAUGUCAACAGAAAGGAUCCAGAAAAUAGACUGGAAAAACACAGAUAUGGCCACACAGUGGAUCCAUCAGAGAGCUGCGUCCCCACAUCAGCCCUUUGCUCUUUACCUCGGCCUCAAUUUACCUCACACCUACAAAACUGAAUCCCUGGGGCCCACCGCAGGAGGAUCCACCUUCCGUACCUCACCAUACUGGCUGAAAAAGGUUUCUUCUGAUCUCAUCUCGGUUCCUAAAUGGCUCCCCAUGGCUGCCAUGCACCCUGUCGACUACUACUCCACCUUCACCAAAAACUGCAGUGGUGAUUUUACUGAGGAGGAAGUCAAAGAAAUUCGGGCCUUCUAUUAUGCCAUGUGUGCCGAGGCAGAUGCCAUGCUGGGCCAGGUAAUUGCAGCACUGAGAGAAACCAGCCUGCUUCACAACACUGUUGUGAUCUUUACGGCUGACCACGGGGAGCUGGCCAUGGAGCACCGGCAGUUCUACAAGAUGUCCAUGUUUGAGGGCAGUUCCCAUGUUCCCCUGCUCAUCAUGGGGCCUGGGCUGGUAUCUGGCCUGCAGGUCAACCAGCUUGUGUCUUUGGUUGAUCUCUAUCCCACUAUUCUGGACAUUGCUAGUAUUUCAGCAGUAGGUAAUCUCAGUGGCUACUCGCUCCUUCCCCUGUUAUCCAAGUCCAGCUGUUUUUCCAAGAGGCAACAUCCAGACUGGGCUCUGAGUGAAUAUCAUGGUUGUAAUGUCAAUGCCUCAACAUACAUGCUGAGAAGUGGACGGUGGAAAUACAUCACCUAUGCAGAUGGUCAAAGUGUCCCACCACAGCUUUUUGACCUCAUACUGGACAAGGACGAACUUCACAAUGUGGUUCACAAAUUCCCAGAUGUGCGGGCACAGCUGGACAAGCUAUUGCGUAGCAUUGUAGACUAUCCAAAAGUCUCUACAACUGUCCAUCUCUAUAAUAAAAAAGCUUUUGGUGAUUGGCGCCAAAUCCUAGGGAGAGACUACAGCCAGGUCAUCGCUAACCUCAGAUGGCAUGUGGAUUGGCAAAAAGAUGUGUUAGCUAACCAGAGAGCUGUUGACAAAUGGCUCAAUAGCUCUUUGUUUUUACUGUAAUAAUAAUAACUUUAAGUUGUCUUUUUUAUUUGCUGAAGUCUUAUGUA
Molecule: messenger RNA, 1687 nt
Organism: Scomber japonicus (chub mackerel)
Lineage: Eukaryota; Metazoa; Chordata; Actinopteri; Scombriformes; Scombridae
Gene: arsk
Product: arylsulfatase family, member K
Exons: 8
Coding region: 69-1640 (523 amino acids)
Source: RefSeq, a predicted model, not a curated record